AUGGAUGCUUGUUCAGAAUGUUCUAGUCCUGAUCGAUCAACUAACGAAAAUAUUCGUAAUGCUGAAAAUAUUGGUGUUACUGAUGAAGACAUGAAAGAACUCGAAAACCUUUUACCAUGUGCUCAACGAACUAUAACUGACCACGAGCUACACUUGAAAAAAGCCUGUCGCCAACUUUUACAGCAUCCUUGUGGUGUUGUUUCAACUUUAUCUUUAAUGAAAAAAAUCGAUAGAGAUGCAGCAAAUUUACUUGUAGAAGAAUGUUUAUUACUUUUUACUGAUGAUUUAUUUGAAGCUCAUAGCCAACUCGAUCCUGAGGGCUAUAUCAAAUACAUACCAAAUACCAUAGAUUUAGUAUUUAUUAGUCGUUUACUUCAUUACGAAGUAGAUCCUUCAUUAUAUUUUCAAGAUAUUGAUAUUCCAGAAGUCUGGAAAUCUUAUAUAUCUAGCAAUGGCAGGAUCAUCUUAGACUCCAUGGUAUUCUAUCGAAAAAUUCUACAUUCAACACCACCAUUGGAAUUAUUUACUGAUGUACAAUGUAUGCAAUAUAAAAAUAAUGACCAAAAUAAGAAUUUGUCUUUAACUUUGAAUGCUGAAUCGCAGGAAAAACGAAUAACAAGUAUUAUUGAUGAAUUUCCAAGGGAUAUAUUUGAUACAACACCAUUAGAAAAACCAUCUGAUCUGCAAAAUAAUUCUGAUUGUCUUCUUGUUAAUUCAAAGCAUCCUAAUGUUUUUAGUAAUAAGCCAACAAUGAACUGGAAUUCGUUACGAAACCGAAUGAUUGGUUUAAGAAACCAAGAUAAUAAAACCUGCUAUAUUAAUGCAGCUUUACAAUGUUUGGGAAGCACACCUCCAUUGACCGAAUGGUUAUUUGAACAAGUUGAUAACUUAAAUACAUGUAGAUUAUCAAGUGAAAGAAAAUUUUGUUCUAUCUGUGAAUUAACAAAAAUCAUCUUGUUAAUUCAUCCACCACCAAGAAACAAAUCUACUGAAUCGAGUUGCGUCACUAUUCCAUCAGCCGACUCCAUCAGAACUCAUGUACAUCUAAUAUCACGUAUAUUUAAUGUGGGAGAACAAGAAGAUGUGUGCGAAUUUAUGAUUACAUUGUUAGAUCAUUUUAAUUGUUGUUUAUCGUCACAUUUAUCAAUACCAUCUACUCUUCCUAUGAAACCGACAAUUAUUGAUCAAAUAUUUAAUAUAAAACUUCUAUCAUCUGGAAAAUGUCAGGCGUGUAUGUACACUUUUAAAAAAGAAGAAAUUACUAGUAUGUUAUUAAUUGAAAUAAAUAAUUACAACCAUUUGACGGAUGCUCUUGCACAUUUCGUUAACCGAGAAGAAAUAAAUAACUUUAAAUGUAGUAAUUGUAACAAAUUUGUAACACUUGAUAAACGUAUUACUAUUAAUGAAUUAUCACCAAUAUUAAUUAUCAAUUUCAAACGUUUUACUGCUACAUUUGAUUCAAUUGACAAACUUUUGCAUAAAGUAAAUUAUAAUGAGUUGUUAAAUGUUACUUCGUAUAUGACAUCGGAUUUAUUUACCGCAAACGAUAAAAGUCAAAAUAUAAAUUCAUCAACUAAUAAUUUAUACAAAUUGUACGCCGUCAUCAAUCAUAUUGGUGAUAAUCUUAAUAGUGGCCACUAUUACUCGUAUAUUCGGUCAUCUGGCAACCGUUGGUUUCUAGUUGAUGAUGCACACUGUCAACAUGUAUCAUCAAAUGAAGUUUUAAAUCAUCCAGAAGCUUUUAUGCUAUUUUAUGCGAAAGUAUGUCCUACGUCCAUACCAAUGAAUGAAUCAUUUCAACAAAUACCACAAACAUUAAUGCCUUCAACACCAGAAAAUAACAUCGUUUUGAAUUCUCCUUUUUUAAAUUCUUCCGUUCCAGCACAUUCAACACCUAUAAAUACAUCAAUUACAUUACUGAACGAACAGCUAUCCAGGAACAAUUCUUUGAUUGAUAUGAUGACAAUGAUACCAUUUGAGGAUGAAGAAUUUCAAAAUAAGGUUCGAUCAAAGUUAAAAAAUACCAUGUCAGUAGUUAGCUCAAGAAAAAAUACCAUUUUAAAUAAUGAACCUAUUCUUGGGCAAACAGAAAGUAGUAUAACAAUCGGUAAUCAAUGUUCAAUUGAUCGAAUCGAAGAAAAUCGAAAGAAUUUUUAUCAUGUAUCAAAUAAAGUACUACAUCCAUCAAUAUCUUCUAAAGAACUUUCAUUUAUUUCAAAUGAAUCGAGUGAUGAUUCUAUAGCUGAAGUGUCUGAUGGUGAAGAAACACGAAUGGAAACUUGUAAGAAAUUAGCUUCAGUGGCAGCAGGUGUUCGAAUUGAACAAGUAUUUGAAGCAACGCUUUCACAAACACAUCACUUUCGUUUAAAUGAAACUGAACUUUUAAAAAUGAAUCAAUAUCGACAAGAAGAAUUAAAGAAAAAAUCUGAUAAAAAAAUGAAUAUGUUGGGUUUAACAUCGGAUUUAUCAGCAUUGCUGAAAAAGAAGUCGAAAAGUGGACACGCAUCCACAACACUUAAUGAUGUAAAUGCUGAUGAAUGUUAUAAAAAAGAUCAAAAUGCUAAAAUAAUUAACAAGGUGAAUAUUGAGUAUCUCAAUACACUCUUACCUCAUUUAAAACACUACAAUGCAUAUUGUGGUAUGUGCAUCUGCACACGUUAUUUCGGAAAAAAUAUAUCACAGCCAACGGCUCUUCUUCAUAGAUGCACUCUAAAAUGUAGUGGCCAUGUUUGCCACUUCAAGUGCAAAGUUCAUGUUUUAAAUAAUGGUUAUUGCUUCGUUAUUGCAAUAAAUCGAAAAAUUUGUCAUCGUGUCAAUGAAAAAAUUGGUCGUCCAAUUCGUGGUUCUCAACGACGAGCAAUAAUGGAUAAAUUUAAAGCUGGUGGUUCUGUUUAUCGCGUUCAUGCUCAAUAUGAGGAAAAAAGAACAAUACAUGAAAAAAAAGGUUUUAAUUAUGAUGCAACUGGCAAGUCGAAAAAAGUAUUUAAAAAAAUAAAAGCUGAAGCAAAUGCUGAAUCUUUACUAUCACCAGACAUUAGUUUAGGAAUCUUACAAUUACAUGAUAAAUUAGCUCAAGAAAUGAAUAGUGACGGAAUAAUCAAAGGUGCGCUUCAAAUUGUUCAAUUUCGACCAUUUUGUGUUGUUGCUUUUACUGAAGCCUCAAUUAGAUUAUAUGAUUCUAUUGUAAAUCGUCCAGAAUCUGUUCUUUCAUGGGAUGCUACUGGUGGUAUUGUUAAGAACUCAUCAUCUAAACAAUGUUUAUAUUAUGAGUUAACGAUAACACAUCCGAAUAUAGUCGAUGAAGAUAGCUUAGUGCCAUUAACAUUUAUGUUAUCCGAAUCUCAAACACUUUUUACUGUUAAACAAUGGUUAUCAGCAUUCAAAGAAUGCUACAGAAAGGUAUUUCCUCACAAGAAAGAUUCAUUUCCUAGACCAGCGAUAAUUUUGUCGGAUCGUGCACAGGUCUUUCUUCAAGCUGCUUUAUAUGGCUUGAAUGAUGAAAAUUAUUCAGCAUUUCUUGCACGUGCUUAUCGUAUUGUUACUAAUGCAGCAAUUCGAAAUGACUUAUCCAAAACAAAUAUUCAUGCAUGUUUAUCUCAUUUCAUGUUGGAUAUGCGCAAACGUGUUAAUAAAUAUUUACCUGAAGAUGUUCGUGAGAUUGCAAUGUGGGCAAUCGCGCUACUUGUUAAUACAAGUACAUGGCGAGAAAUUAAAGAUAAUUGGCGUUUAAUUUGUCAAGUUUUUUUUAACUAUGCUUCAAAUGAUAACAUUAAUUUCAAACAACAUCAUGCAACACUACUUUCUCGUAUUAGUAAUAUAACAAAUGAUCCAAAUUCAUCACGAGCAAUCCAUCAAUCAAAAGAAAUACGUACGAAUAUCAAUGAUCCAUUUGCAUUCGAUGAUGAUAAUGAACUUGAUGAUUAUGAUCAUAAUACAAUGAAUACAAAUGAAAAUAUUAAAACUAAUAACAAAAGAAAAAGAUCGACUACGUCUCACUUGAAUUCAUCAAAUAUUAAUAAAUCGAUUAUUGAUGAAGAAGAAGAAUUAAAUAAAGCCGAUAGUCCGUUCAAACAAGAGUUGCAAGCUAUUUAUAAUGAAUGUUUAACAACUUGUAUAAAGAACAAUGGUGCUUUUUCGUCAUCUGACAAAGCAUCGAAAGGUACUCGACAAUGGUUAUCAUAUAUCAAUCAACGGUGCAUUCCAACGAUUCCUAUCUGGUCAAAUAUUUUACUUGGAAAUCUAUCACGGCACGGUGCAUCCACUGUUCGCGCCUUCGAUAAUUUACUUCUAUCUACUCAUAAUCAACGUACUAAUGCAAUAUCAGAAAGACGAAUGUCAAUUGUAAAGAGAACACAACUUGGAAUACAGACUCGGUGUAGAUCUGAUGUUAUAUUAGAAAUUCUUGUUAAUGAUAUGAAGAAAAUGGUUGAGAAGUUUUCAAUAUCACUUAUGGCUACCAUGUUUCAAGAUACUGAUAAUGAAACAAAUUCUCAGCAAUUAAAAAAUGUACAAGAACGGUGGAGACAAUCUAAUCGACGUGGUCAUGGACACUAUGCUAAAACACCAGAAACAUCAAUCAUGAAUAAUUUAAAAAAUUCUUUAAUUAUUUCUUCAUCAAACAUUAAUGAUGCUCUUCUUAUACCACAUCUGUCUGUUGCAUAUUGGCUUAAUAUAUCGAUUGGACUUUUACUAUCAAUUAAAUUUGUUCGUGAAACAUAUCGACCAACACUGAUGAAAACGCCUUUACUUGUCGAUAUACUUUCUUUCAUUAACAACUGGAUAUCGGGCUGUAAUCGUCUUAAGCCACCUAAAAAAACCAGCACUGAACUAAACAAAUUAUUGAACACCCAAUUCAACAUAACUGUCAAUGUUCCAAUCGAUACGAGUGAACAACUGUCGUUUAUUAUUCAUAACAUUCUUCUUCCGAUCAUUUCUUAUUCAAUAUCGGUUAAAAAAAAUUAUCGUUGUACAUCUUGUAAGCAUACUGUUAAUACAAGAUUUAACAUAAGUUAUAUUGAAAUUAGUAUGGUUGAAAAUCAAUUUCGUUUUAAUCAACAGUUAGCAAAUUAUUUUGCUAACAAUGCAUCUGAUCAUAUAUGUGAUAAAUGUUCUAUGUUGAUGUCGAGACAAAUCAAAAUUUCUGAUUGUCCACCGGUUAUAAUUUUAAAAGUUAAUGAUAUUAAAAAUUCAACAAAUUUGUCAUCUAAACCUCCGCCUGCUGUAUGCUUUUAUCCAUUUUUGGAUGAUUCGUAUAUAGGAUGUGCAUCGUCAAGUGUCUACGACAUAGUAGCUUUCUUAUCGGUGGUUUCUGACGUUAAUAAUAAAUUGGUUUUGGCAACAAAAAUCAAACAAAGGUGGAAAAUUAGUGGCAUGAAUACAUUAAUUGGUAAUGGUGAGAAACUAGCAAAACUUUUUGCUAAUAGUAGAUUAAUUAUACUUGAACGUAUUCGAACCUCGAACACAAACUUUUUAUAUGCAAUCGCCUAUAUAUAA
Rotaria socialis is the source of this 5493-nucleotide messenger RNA. NCBI's taxonomy places the organism in Eukaryota, Metazoa, Rotifera, Eurotatoria, Philodinida, Philodinidae. The record is from the annotation of a GenBank genome assembly.